CACGCAGGACGCUGUUAUAAAACCUACUGAAGGCGGCGUCGGCGAUUGCGAGCAGGAACUGGUGGAGCCAUUCCCGCAGAGCAAGAUCGUCACGCCCCCGGACCAUCGGGGCAGCAAUCUGCCCCCCAAAGAGAGCAAGCGCGUUACCUGGAAUGAUUAUUGCAGGGACCUCGCCGACAAGAGUCCCUGCUGGUGGAAUCCUGGCAACCUGCUCGGGCCGCACCAGCGGUCCAUGCAGGCCGGCGCCCUGGCGGCGGUGAACAGCAGCCUGAUGUGCACCCGCCGCGCGCUCGUGCUGCGGGUGGCGGGCGGCAACCUCGCGGACAGCCGGCCGGUCCUGCAGAUGCCGCCAACGGCGCCGGGGCAGGCCGCCAAGGAGGCCUCGGACCUCCCAGCCGUGGUCGUCAUGGCCAACGGCACGCAGGUGCCGGGGGUGGCGCAGUUCGGGAGGGAAGCGCCGAGGCCGCACCGGCUGGCGCUGCUGCCCGGGAUCCACUUGCCAGUCCUGCAAUAUCAAUUCGUGCAGAGUUUGCGGGAGGUGUCCGAGUGGCCACUGUGGCACGUCAUGCGUGUCGCGAAUGACAAGCGGGAGACGCACUUCCCCGAUUCGUCCUGCAGUGCCGACGCGCUCUACUCAUUGAGACAGGUCAUCGAGAACGACGCCCUCAGCACUGCUUUUUCUGGCAUUGACGCUCCAGGCACGGCGUACUCGUUGAUGGGGCAGGCAGUUGCGGACCUCAUCAAGGCAAAAUGUGGAGAGUCUAUUCCUGUGCCUCGCGCCUCCCACAUCCACGCCAUAGAGUACGAUGCUGCCUGUAAGGCCGAGCUGAUGGCGGCCCCCCAUGGACCGCAAUGCCUGUUCAGCAAUAUCGUGGAAUUCGGAGCUGAUGCGAUCCAGCCCUGGCUCUUAAGCGUUGGGAAGGCUGCAAGGCAUAACUCCAAGAACAGCAAGACGAACCAGAAUGCCGCCGUGGGAGGAGUCGGCGUCUACGACGCUCUGUGUCCAACGGUGCUCGCCGGCUUUGCUGUGAAGAAUGCGGCGCACUGCUGCGUUCACGGUCGCACGUGUUUCCUCAAGUCCGCACACGCCCAUAUCGCAGGAACGCCGUGUACUGAUGAAUCCAAAAUGGGACACCAGAUGGGAGGAUUGGACGGCAAUACCACCUUAUAUUUUCUGAUCUGGGUUGGGUUGCGCAUUCGCUUGCAAGAACCCGUGAUUGUGCAGGAGAAUGUCAAGGGCUUCUCCACCGGAUUUCUCACGCACCUCUUGGGCAAAUGGUACGAUGUGGAAGAUGUUGUUUUACAGAGUACGAGCUAUGGUUUCCCUGCGAUGCGCACAAGGAAAUUUGUGGUGCUGACGCACAAGUUCAAAGUUGCUGCUACGAGGUGUUCUUUGACGAGCUUCACACGUGCGCUGGAACGGACAACCAGCCUAACAUGGAAAGCGUUCUUCGUGGAUGACGCCGACUCGUUGAAGGAUGAGCUGAGGUGGGCCCUUGCUAGGAAGCUCAAGCAAGACCGAAAUCUGUCCAAGAGUGAGCAAGCGGCCGAACUCGACGUUGCGAUGGCACGGUUCGACGCUGGUGCCUCCGAAACGUUCGAGAAGCUCCUCUUGGCGUUCGAGGUGGGGACGCUGUCGGAGUACCGUGCUCGCUACGGGGGCAAGCCCUGGUCGUUGCACCAGAAUCCUGCGACAGGCCGCAGUCAUGCGGGAUCGCGAACGGCGCUGCCGUGCCUGAUCAGAAAUUCCAGCCUGAUCUGGGGCGACGACGUGGCAGGUGGCAUGAACAGGUGGUUGACUCCGCGGGAGCUUCUGGCAUCGCAAGGCUUCCCGACGUUCGCGUGGAUGUACGGCGCGGACCAGUGCAGCUUCCUCCAGCCGAGGUGGUGCGUGCUCAGGUUGACCCAUGCCGCGCAGUUCUUUUCAUUGGUAGCACGGCCUCUGAACAUCAGCCACCAAAUGCCGAAGACCCCGCUUGUCCUCGACGUCGCGGUGAUCGAGAUUAGCGACGGGGAGGAGGGCAACGACGGUGCGGCCGGUGAGGAGGCGGCGGCUGAGGAGAUUGCAGAUGAGAUCCACCUGACGUUGUGCUCGAUGGCGGAGCUGCACAGCGAUGCGAAGGGGGGGCCCUGCACCGAGGUCGAGAGUAAGCAGAUCCAGGAGACGGUCUCUCAGCUCAGGGCCAUCGAGACCACGUUCGCCUCCUUGGCGCAGAAUCGCGCAACCAAGGCCGCCGCGAGCCAUGUGCGAUGGGAGUCGAAAGCCAGGCUUUCGACUCCCAUCGCAAAGCGGAGGCCUCGGGCUUUGGGAAAGCCCGAGGACUCCACAGAGUCCGAGCGGCCAGAUCUGAGCUGA
Messenger RNA from Prorocentrum cordatum, 2356 nucleotides. NCBI's taxonomy places the organism in Eukaryota, Dinophyceae, Prorocentrales, Prorocentraceae. The record is from the annotation of a GenBank genome assembly.